GCCUCCAGCCCCCACUCCUCGUGUGACCCAGUACGCAGGCGCAUCUCCUCAAAUCCUGUUCCUACACCCCUCACCCACCUUUUUCUCUACAUUUCGUUUCCCCUCCUUUUCCAGCCCCUCAGCAGGUUCAAACUCUCCUCCGAGAGGGUGGCGGUGAGCAAGAGAUCACGUGAUGAGCAUCCUGCUGCCCAACAUGGCGGAGUUCGACACCAUCUCGGAAUUGGAGGAGGAGGAGGAAGAAGCAGCAGCAACGUCGUCGUCGUCGCCGUCGUCGUCUUCGUCUGUAUCGGGGUCUGACGAUGACGAGGAAGAUGAGGAGAAGGAGGAGGAAGAAGAGGAGGUAGAAGAAAGAGAGGAGGAGGAGACGCCGCCCCCGCCUCGGGUAGUGAGCGAGGAGCAUCUACGGAAAUAUGCCCCCGACCCUGUAUUGGUGCGGGGCGCCGGCCACAUCACUGUGUUUGGCUUGAGCAACAAGUUUGAUACUGAAUUUCCCUCAGUUCUAACAGGGAAGGUGGCCCCGGAAGAAUUUAAGACCAGCAUUGGCCGUGUGAAUGCAUGUUUGAAAAAGGCUCUCCCAGUCAAUGUGAAAUGGCUGCUGUGUGGUUGUCUCUGCUGUUGUUGCACACUAGGUUGCAGCCUGUGGCCUGUUAUUUGUCUCAACAAAAGAACCAGAAGAUCAAUUCAAAAGUUAUUAGAAUGGGAAAAUAACAGAUUAUAUCACAAGCUUGCUUUGCACUGGAAGCUGACUAAAAGGAAAUGUGAAACUAGCAAUAUGAUGGAGUAUGUAAUACUAAUAGAAUUCUUACCAAAAUAUCCCAUUUUCCGACCUGACUGAGGAAUUUUAUUCAGUCACUUCUGUGUUACCUGUCAUUUCCUCCCCUUAGUGCCUUGUAGAUGAUUUUGGAAUGAAGAUGGUCUCCUUUGCUGUGUUCAGUUUAUUCUUUAUAAUGGUAGAAUAUUCUCCUCACUCCUUUAUUUGUGUUGGUUUAAGAAGAAACUUUGCACAUCUUUUGUUGUUGUUAAAUAAGCUUGUGGUUUGCACUCUCAGUUUUUAAGUAAACACACACACAAACACAGAUAUAGUUGCCACUAAAAAAUAAAACCUCAGUGCUGGUGUUUAAAAAACAAAAACUUGUUCUGAGCAUGCUGCCUUAUAAUUUUCAUACUCACUGUUUCUAAAUAUGCAUAAUUUUUCUAGGCUACUUAAUGCUCUGUAAUCUCUUAUUGGACAUAUGUAUAUAAGCUUUUGAUAGCUUUUAGAAAGGUUUUACUCUUACCGGCUUUUAAAGGACAUGCAAUUAAUAGCACUGGUUUUGUCCUGCACUUUGAUAAAUUAUCACUUACAUUAGUGGAUAAAAUAUUUAAACUCAUAAAGACUUGUAAAUAUUGUCUCUGCAUAAUGUAAAAUGUGCUAUGUCAUGGUUUACAGAAUGUAAUAUUAUUCUUACUGUAUUGCCAACAAUUCUGCGUAGAUUUUAAUAUGAAUGAAGUUUGCAAGCAUCCUUUUGAAUGUAGACUUGUUAACGUGCUGUUUUAUGGCAAAGCCAUAAUAAGUAUGUUAAAAAUUUCAGGUAUAGGGCAGGGUUGCCUUUUGUAACGAUUGGAUUAAAAUUGAAAUCAUUGUCUGAGAUACUCUGCAUUGCAUCUGAAACCAAGAACUUCCAUUUUUUCCAUUUAAUUCAGUAAUUCCCAUUUUGUCGUCUACUCCCCACCCCAGAAGAAUUCAUUUGACAUCUGUCACAUUUCACAGCCUCACUGUACUCAUUUAUUUCCCUUUAAAUAUCCCUUCUCUCACUUGAAAAUACACACAGUUAUGACCUCUGAGGAGUGUUUAGGAUUUCAGAUGUCUUGGAAGGGUCUAUAUCCCCAUAAAAGCCACAGCUAACCCCUUUCUGGAGUCCUCUAGUCCACUUUGGAAAAGAGAGCUGUGCCUGAAGGUUAGUAGUGGCUGAUUCAUAACUGAUAUUCUUAAUCCUCUUUUUGAAACAUUUGAGUAUUAUUAAUGAGGAAACAAAUAUUUAGACAAGUAUUUUAGUUUAUAAAUUCACCACGCAUGUAGGCUUUUCAUUGAUAUGCACACAUUUCUUUAUUUCUCUUCACAAUUAAGAUGAGUGAGAGCACCACACUGAUUCUUCUAGAAUUUGAAUUUUUAGCAUAAUGAAGGGUUCAUAUUGUCUUAAUUCAACUGCAAAUGUAUGCCUGUAUAUAGGCACUGCACUAUUCGUAAUUCCUAAUGCUAAAAAUAAAAGUGUCUGGGACGGAAUAGUGUCUUAUUUAUCAUCUUACUCUUACUGCUUUCAGUAAACUUUUUAGGCAAACAUUCGUCCCAGUGAAGAGAACAAUCAUUUCUUCAUACAAGGUCAAGCCUUUUAAGGCCACUUUUAAAAUUAAUGCCUGAUUUGAAAGCUACAGUUUUAGACCAGUAAAAGAAGAGGGGGGAAAAGAGACACUAUUUGUUACAUGACUGUAGUUGUUUGCACACUUUUCCACCUCCCUCUGUAGAACCCCAUUACCCCCAUGUCACCCAGACACCCAGAAUCUCUUUUAAUAUACUGUGUGUGCCUGCAAAUAUCAUGUGUCUGUCUGCUGCAAAACUAAAGGUGUAUUUUUAUAGACAAGAUGGAAACCUCUGAAAAUGCAUACCAAAUGUCUUGUUUUAUAGCUGAAGUCAGGGAAGAAUUGUAUCUGUGGUUUAUGUUCCCGCUAAUAUCAUCAGCUUCUUCCAACUGUGACAGUUCAAUACCAAAAUUGAUACCUAGUCUAACACAAAAUUUGUAAUUAUCAUGGAUCAAAUAAUUACUUUUAAGUGUCAAUCCUUAGUGUCUAAUUUUUUUGGUAAACUUAAAAUUUGGCCAUGUGAUGGUCAUAGUAUAAUUUUCGAGUAUCUUUGCCAUGUGUAAAUCACACAUGGUUUUGCUCAAAGAGUGGCAGGAAAUGGUGAAUUGUUUCCAUGAAAUAAAUUUUGAGACAGGAAUAGAGUGUAUCUGGAGGAGACAGAGUAUAAUUCAAGUUAAAGUAGUAUUUGUCAUAAGAAAACAUUUGCCAGCAUAUGUAAACUUUAUUUUAAAACCUACUCUAAUCAGUUUUAAAUUUACUAUCUUAUUGUUCAUUAUGCAGAUUGGCUCAUCUUAUUUACUUGAGCUACUCAUAAAAUACCCAAUUUUCAUUUUUUCUUAUAUGACUCUCUUUUCAAACAAUUUUCCUUUGGAGGGAGCUGAUUAGCAGUUGGGUAUUUUAGAGUGCUUUGGGGGUUUGUUUUCUUUUCAAUGGAAUUGGCAGCAGUGAAUGCUGAAAUGACAGCACAAGAUGGUCAUUACUUCCUUACCCACUGACCUUUUUUUUGAAUCCUCAAGGUAGAACAUACUUGGAUAUUCCCAUUAAGUUAGUAAAAUAUUGUAAGUUGUUUUUAGAAUGGAUAAUUUUGAAUUUCUUUGUUAUGUAAUAUUCCUUUUUGAAAUCUGCUGUGGUAGUUUCCAGAGAAAAAAAUAACAUAUGUUUGCCUAAGUUUAUAAAUCUCACAAAGCUUUGAGGUUACAAGUUAAAAACUGUUCUCUAACUUUCCCUUAUGCAUUUUCACCCCCAUUGCCCCUAUAAACACCUAAAUUAUGUAUAAAAUGAAUAAGCUCUAACCUUUUUCAGCUAUUCUCUGUUCCCUCUUAACUCCUCUGUUAUUUUAGGAAAGUAAUCAUUGUAGGCAAAUGUUAGAAGUAGAUGAAGAAGUGCCUUGUCUUUUUUGAACAAAGAUAACAUUUUAUGUUGAAGCAGGAUGGGUGAGCUGGUAGAUCAUUAGAUUUAAAACCAUCCUUUUCAACUAAGCCCAAGAAUAUUUGCCAUGUUAUGUCUAUUUAUUAUUUAUAACCUGUUUCCUGUUUUCCCCCCAAUCACAUGAUAUAUUACUGACUAAAUAUUACAGAACAGGACGAUCAGUCACGUAGAAAACUAGGAAAAUUCUAAUGCUAGUAAAUAUGUAAUUUAACAUGGUUCUGGAAAAACAAUGGUCUUUCAUUGAAGCUCUGCCAAAGCCCACUUAAGUAUUUAAUGCAUACACUAUUUCCAUUAUUAUGACUUGUAAACACUAGUGUCUCAUCAUUUAAUCAAACUGUGUUAAUAUUUAUCACUGUCAUUUUUUAUGAAAUUUAUUCUUGCUUUUUUCAUAAUUUGAGUGAAGUUCUAUAACAUUUGUAAGCCUUCAGACAAACAGGGUUUUUUCAAAUGUUAUGAGAGGUUUAAAAAAUCAUUAGCAUCUUAAUUUUGUUUACAAAUGAACUACCACUUAAAAACAAUCUAACCUCAUUAACUUGAACAUAAAGUCCCAAACAAUAUUUCAUUAGAAUUGACUGUAUUGACCUAGAAGUAUACAGAAAUUAUAUACAUCCAUUUAACUGGAGCAGUUUCACAUACUGGAAAAACCUUUUGCUAACUGGAUUGGAAGAUGCUCAAAUUCACUGAAAUUAACUCCUUUUAGGCCUAUAAAAUUCUGCUUUUAAAAAAAGCCCGUUGUGCAACAAUUAUCAAAUUGUUCAGGUUCCUUUAAAUCAUGAACUAUUGGGAAAUUUUCCACAGAAAAGAAAUAGGCUUUAUUAAUAAUACCUGUUCAUGUAAUACAUGGACUAAAAAUGCCCCAAAUUUCUCCUUCUGGAUUCUGAGCCAACCUUUUCAUUUAGAUGAUGGCAACCUGAGAAUAUGUUCCAUUUUCUGUGAACUUUGUCAGAUUAGUACUAUAUGAAGAAAUGAUCUAAUAUGGGCUCCAGGCAAGUCGCUUAAAUUACAUGUCAGUGUCUUCAUCUGUAAAGUCAUGAGGUUGAACCUAGAGCUAAACAGAAAAUUAGAAAUCACCUAACAUUCUGUAAUUCUAGGAAUACUUAGGAAAUUUUUACUCUACAGAAUCUCAGAAUGCUUUUUCUUAGUUCUAUUGCCUUUGGUAGAAACUCUCACAGUGCCUUGCUCAGUAAAAGUUUGAUUUGCCAACUGGCUCGUAGCUGAUGUGUGUUCAUGUCGCACAGACUGAAAGAACCUGAUGCCUGCUAGACCUUAGCCCCUCCAUUGUGAUAAGAAUUAAUAUAGUUUCCCUAGGAACUGAUGACUGGGGUCUGUUGACUUCACCUAUAUGAAUCUCGCUGUGCAGUUGGCAUCCAAGCAAGAAUUAUAGCUGUGACAACAAUAGAGAUAUGGGAGGAUCCACCUUGACAUUAUGUGAAAAGGUUUUCAUAUCCUACCCAGUAUCUGCUUCAGUGUCUUACUAAGUUCCAUAUCCUCAAAAAGAUUUGUUGGAACAUCAUGAUAUAUGGAAAGGAAAGUGGUAUGGGAUUCAAACCCAAGUCAUUUCUCUUUUAAUUCUUAGCUCUGCUGCUUAAUUCCUCUGUAUUCAUGUCCUCAUUGUUGAAGUGGGGACAAUAAUCUGGACCUACCUCACAGGGGAAUUGAGGAUUUUUUUUCACAUGUUAUUGUGCUUUUAAAGUUGACUGAAAGAGAUACCACAUAACAGUUAUGUUGUAAAAAUAUAUUCCUUUAAAUCCAUGUUACCUUUCUCAGUCAAACCAUACAGAAUGAGUGCUGCAGUUCUUUUUUUUCAGUAGCAAAUUUUGUUAAAAAUCCUCAUGGGUUAACCUGAGUAAUUGUGCUAUUUUAAUACUUGAUUUAGGGAGCAAAAGCAGGUGGAUGUAAACCUGUAGGAGAAAGAUAGUAGGGGCAUCCUUAAACCUUUUUCAAUAUUUCAAAAAGUAUACUAGAAAUCAUACCAUUUACCCAUAAUGUUCCUGCUACACACUUUAACUAAGACAUUGACUUCUCAUGCAUUUUGCUUUUAUUUUUAAAUCUCUAAUGCUGGUUAUCACACACUGAUCAGAAGCUACUACUAACAGUUAUGCUUUUGAUAAGUAAAGAAAGUGAGAAAGCUAUUAUUACAUGCAGUUUAGUAAAUAAAAUACUUAAAAACAUGGGGAUGGAAUAAUAAAGGGAGCCUUAUGGUGAAAAUGUUGGGAGCCACUUUUAUGAAGGACCUAAGAUUAUUUGACCUUCUCCACAGGUUGCUUACCCAGUCCCUAAAUAAUGAAAUGCUAGAUAUUUGUGUGUGUGUAUGUUGACUAGAUGGGUCUUUAUAAGUUUAGGUUAGAAUUUGCCUUCAGUUUUUUUCUGUUUCAGGAUGAUAUGACUGAGCUGAUUUAUUUGGGUAUGUAUGUGUAAAUCAUAUGUACACACACAUACAGGAUUGCAAAUGUGGAGAGUACUAUAACGUCAUGUUCUAGCAUUAGAGUAAAUACCAAUUUCUGAGUCUCAAAGUAUUCUGUGUGUAAACUCAACAUACUGAGUCAAGGCAAUAAUUUCUCAAAUGUUCCUUUUUUUCCUGCUUAUUUUCUUUGCUUUUGUAUUGACUUAAUUUUCCAUUUUUUUGGUAAGCAAAUAGCAUAAAAUUGUUUUAAUGCCUGGACUUGGAAACAAGUGUUUGAAAUUAUAUAAUCUACAAGUAGUUUGCCAUCCUCUUGGAUUAAUCACAUACAAAUAUGAGUCUUGGCUGCAAAAAUAGGAAAUCUUGGUAGCUAGAAAGCAGGGAUUGAUCAAAACAUGUGUUUGAAAAGGCUAGAAUUUCUACUUUUUGGCAGAGGAUUCCUGUUGGGACAGCUUUACCAAAAAAGAAUAAAAGUGGAUAUGUCCAUUCAAACCAGGAACUUUCAUGCAUCUUGUAGUUACAUAGCCUGUGGAAUGAAUUCAUUUUUCUUCCUUGAGUUCGGGAGUGACUCCCCUGGAAGAACUCAACCUAUAUACAGCUGUGCCAAAAUGAAGGAUACCUGCCUCUCUGAAACUCACUGCUGCUUCUGUCAUUGUUCACUUGUCAGAUAAAAAGUUUUAUUAUCUCAGGAUGCAAAAUUACAAUAAAGUGCAAAUCUAAGGUAA
Molecule: messenger RNA, 6891 nt
Organism: Manis pentadactyla (Chinese pangolin)
Lineage: Eukaryota; Metazoa; Chordata; Mammalia; Pholidota; Manidae
Gene: CHIC1
Product: cysteine rich hydrophobic domain 1
Exons: 6
Coding region: 173-835 (220 amino acids)
Source: RefSeq, a predicted model, not a curated record